AUGCCGUUCUUGCACGUGACGCUGUUCAGUGCGGAGGACCUCCCGGCGAGCGAUUCCAUCCUCAUCGGUGGCAAGAGUGACCCCUACGUAGUCUUCAAAGUCAGCAACAUGGAGCGCAAAAGUCUGUGCCACAAGAGCAAUCUCAACCCGCAAUGGAACCCGCCAGAGCGCUACAUUUUCCCCGUGGAGAGCCCCAUGACCGCUGUCCUAACCAUUAAGAUCUUCGAUAUGGACUUCUUAAGGAGCGACGACCUUCUGGGCACAAUCGUCUUGCCAGUGGCCAUGUUUGAGGACCGCAUGGGUGUUCGAACACUGGAGAAUUACCCGAUAUCGGUGUCGAACGCAUAUUCCAAGCAGAAUCGGCAGUCAACGCUGAAGUUGGAGAUCUGUCUGAAGGCUACGAGCGAUGACGAGGUCGAACAGCAUCUUCACGUGUGGGAAAACCAGUCCAAGUCCUUCCGCUCCGGUUGGAAGCCUUCCACAGCUACGGCUCGGCUGCAGUGGUCGUCGUUCGACAACUCAAUCACCUCGAAUCAAUUUAAGGACGUCGUCCCAGCAGCUCCGGCUGGGAUGACGGGGUCAGGCUGGCAAUUCUCCAUCACGAGAGGAGACGACGAAGGAUGGCUGUACGCGAUGAGCUUUUCGGGGUCAUGGAGCUCUAGCUGUUCUACUCUCAGUCGUGUUCGACGAAGACUAUGGGAUAACGUCUACCGCCUGAAAAACUCUCAAGAAUCACGCGUCUCGGACUGCUAA
This is a messenger RNA of Phytophthora sojae, 753 nucleotides long. RefSeq lists its product as hypothetical. Lineage: Eukaryota; Oomycota; Peronosporomycetes; Peronosporales; Peronosporaceae. The record is from RefSeq and is a predicted model, not a curated record. The transcript has a single exon. Bases 1 to 753 code for a protein of 250 amino acids.